GCGCAGCCCAGCCCGGCCCCCGCUCGGCGCCGCGAGCCGAGGUGUCGCCCGCGCCCGCUCCCGUGUCGCCGCCGUGCCCGCGAGCGGGAGCCGGAGUCGCCGCCGCCCGAGCGCAGCAGAGCGCACGCCAAGCCCGUCCGUCGCCGCCAUGGCCACCACGGUGACUUGCACCCGCUUCACCGACGAGUACCAGCUCUACGAGGAUAUUGGCAAGGGGGCUUUCUCUGUGGUCCGACGCUGUGUCAAGCUCUGCACCGGCCAUGAGUAUGCAGCGAAGAUCAUCAACACCAAGAAGCUAUCCGCCAGAGAUCACCAGAAGCUGGAGAGAGAGGCUCGAAUCUGCCGUCUUCUGAAGCAUUCCAACAUCGUGCGUCUCCACGACAGCAUCUCUGAGGAAGGCUUCCACUACCUGGUCUUCGAUCUGGUCACUGGUGGGGAGCUCUUUGAGGACAUCGUGGCGAGAGAGUACUACAGUGAGGCAGACGCCAGUCACUGCAUCCAGCAGAUCCUGGAGGCGGUUCUCCAUUGCCACCAAAUGGGGGUCGUCCACAGGGACCUCAAGCCCGAGAACCUGCUCCUGGCCAGCAAGUGCAAAGGGGCCGCAGUGAAGCUGGCGGACUUCGGCCUGGCUAUCGAGGUGCAGGGGGACCAGCAGGCCUGGUUUGGGUUCGCUGGCACGCCAGGCUACCUGUCCCCAGAGGUGCUGCGCAAGGAGGCGUACGGCAAGCCGGUGGACAUCUGGGCGUGCGGGGUGAUCCUGUACAUCUUGCUGGUGGGCUACCCACCCUUCUGGGACGAGGACCAGCACAAGCUGUACCAGCAGAUCAAGGCCGGGGCCUACGACUUCCCAUCCCCGGAGUGGGACACGGUCACUCCUGAAGCCAAAAACCUCAUCAACCAGAUGUUGACCAUCAACCCUGCCAAGCGCAUCACGGCGCACGAGGCGCUGAAGCACCCGUGGGUCUGCCAACGCUCCACUGUGGCCUCCAUGAUGCACAGGCAGGAGACCGUGGAGUGCCUGAAAAAGUUCAAUGCCCGGCGGAAGCUCAAGGGCGCGAUCCUCACCACCAUGCUGGCCACGCGGAAUUUCUCAGUGGGCAGACAGACCACCGCUCCAGCCACAAUGUCCACCGCGGCCUCCGGCACCACCAUGGGGCUGGUGGAACAAGCCAAGAGUUUACUCAACAAGAAAGCAGACGGAGUCAAGCCCCAGACGAAUAGCACCAAAAACAGUGCAGCUGCCACCAGCCCCAAGGGGACGCUUCCUCCAGCUGCCCUGGAACCUCAAACCACCGUCAUUCAUAACCCAGUGGACGGGAUCAAGGAGUCGUCUGACAGCACCCACACCACCAUAGAGGACGAAGACACAAAAGUCCCCAGGGUCCCUGACAUCUUGAGCUCCGUGAGGAGGGGCUCGGGGACCCCAGAAGGCGAGGGCCCCCCGCCCUGCCCGCCUCCGGCUCCCAUAAGCCCCCUGCCCACCCCAUCCCCCAGAAUCUGUGACAUCCUGAGCUCCGUGAGGAGGGGCUCGGGGACCCCGGAAGCCGAGGGCCCCCCGCCCACCCCAUCCCUCAGGAUCUCUGACAUCCUGAACACGGUGAGGAGGGGUUCGGGGACCCCAGAAGCCCAGGGCCCCCCACCCUGCCCUCCUCCGGCUCUCCCAGGCUCCCCACCCACCCUGUCGCGGAAGCAGGAGAUCAUCAAGAUCACGGAGCAGCUCAUCGAGGCCGUCAACAACGGUGACUUUGAGGCCUAUGCGAAAAUCUGCGACCCAGGCCUGACCUCGUUUGAGCCUGAAGCCCUGGGCAACCUGGUUGAAGGGAUGGACUUCCACAGAUUCUACUUCGAGAACUUACUCGCCAAGAACAGCAAGCCGAUCCACACGACGAUCCUGAACCCGCACGUGCACGUCAUCGGCGAGGACGCCGCGUGCAUCGCCUACAUCCGCCUCACGCAGUACAUCGACGGGCAGGGCCGGCCCCGCACCAGCCAGUCCGAGGAGACCCGCGUGUGGCACCGCCGAGACGGCAAGUGGCAGAACGUGCACUUCCACUGCUCGGGGGCGCCCGUGGCCCCGCUGCAGUGAAGAGCUGCCGCGGCUGGUUUCACGGGACAGACUCGGUGUUUGGAGCCCAGCUGCCCUCGGGCGCACGGCCUGCCUGUCGCAUGUUUGUGUCUGCCUCGUUCCUCCCCUGGUGCCUGUGUCUGCAGAAAACCAAGACCAGAUGUGAUUUCUUUUUAAAAACAAGACGACAACCGCACACACAAAAUUGAUGUCGGAUGAAAUGGAAAAAAAACGAAACAAGGGAAAAAGCUGUAAAAAGCCCUGGCGUUUGUGGGGCUUCGAACCUUCUGGCCGCUCCCCGCCUAAGCUCCACGUGUCCGUCUGCUCCUGGCCUCCUCCGGGGACCGGCCGGGGCAGUGAACUUGUCCGCAGGGGCCUGCCACCCAAGGAACGGUGUUUGCUAGGUGGCGCCCACCCCCACGCGUCUGCAUCCUCCCUGCUGCGCAUGGCUCCUUGUCAGGAGUGUCAGGUGUCGUCUGGGGAGGGGCUGGGGGGGCUGAGCAUGGCUGUCCUCCCUCCUGCUUCCCUUCCCUCCUGUCCUCCCCGGGGAGGCGCAGGUGCGAGCUCCCGGUGUCCCUGGCAUGGGUGAGCAGUGCAGAGGCUGGGCCAGCCCCUCUGGGAGGAUGCGGAGCCCUCGGAGAAGGCCCGGCGGGCCCAGGGCUCCAGCUCUGGCCCCGUUGGGGCCAGGGAGGUGCACUGGGUCGGGCAGGGGGUGUAGGGGGGUCACCCCUUACUUUCAGACCUCAUGCCUGGCAAGAGACAUGCCGAGAGAAUGCUGCUGGCUGCGGCCCAGUGUGCAGGGGACCCCGGGGCUGGCCUCCCUUCUGUUCAGGCACCUCUCCCUCUUUGCCCCCUCCCCCCUCCCCCCGUGUGGGUGUGGGGCAGGAAGGAGAGAGGGGUCAGAGGCGGGUGGGUGCCUUUGGCUCCCAGGCCGAGGCAGAGUCCAGGCAGGUGUUUGCUGAAGGAAGCUGCGCUUUCGGAGUCUGGGCCCAGGGCAGCAGGGAGCGGAGGGCCGCACGGGGCUGCGUGUGACAGGGACCCCCGGGGUUGGGAGAAGGCGGGCUGGGCUCACCUGGGGUCCCCCUGCGUGCUGGCAGGCACUGUGGCGAGCCUCCGGGAUGGGCCACGUGGCCAGGGGGCGGCAGAGAGAGUCAAGGGCCGUCGUCUGGGUGUGCGAGCGGGUCUGAGCUGGCCCGCUGGGCUGUGGUUGGGGGGGUGCAGGGGCCGUGAUCGCAGAGGUGCAGGACCCCCUGCCCCAGUACCUGCCCUCUUCCACUCAUGUUGUUUUCAACACGGAUUUUCUUUAUCUUCCCCCCCAAUCAAGCCAAGGGAGGGGCCUGGAGUGGGGAACAGGACACAGGAUGCUGGUCUCCAAGGGGACUGUCCAUCGACAGACACUCAGAGUGGACGCUCGCCUGCCCGUCCGCGGCUGUGCUCAGGACAGCUGUCCCCACCCACGGACGCGGGGUAAACACCUGCCAGGCUCCCUGGGCCUCGGGCAACGGCAGGGCCCGCCGUGGACAGCGUGUGGCCCGGCCAACCUCGCCUCCUUGGGCCUCCUCCCCUCCUCUACCCCUUCUCUCCACGGAGCUGCCUGUCUGGGAUAAUUUGGGGUUUUUUUUCUGGGGGAUAGUUCUUUUGCAUGACCCCUCAUGAGCAAGCCACACCCGCUCUUCUAGCUAGAUGUCCGCGGUGUGGCAGCGUCGGCCAGCCCGCCCUGCAGAGGGUCGGCUGCCUGCGGUGCUGGCCGGCCUUUCCUCUUCUCUCUUUUUGCUGAGUUUCAUUGUCUUUUCUUUCUGAGCCUUGUAAGUGUACAAAAUUAUUAUUUUGUUCUGUCUCGGGAAACUGCAAAUAAAAGGAAAACAGGACAAACUGC
This is a messenger RNA of Orcinus orca (killer whale), 3941 nucleotides long. RefSeq names its product calcium/calmodulin dependent protein kinase II beta (gene CAMK2B). Gene Ontology annotation, biological process: protein phosphorylation. NCBI's taxonomy places the organism in Eukaryota, Metazoa, Chordata, Mammalia, Artiodactyla, Delphinidae. Bases 149 to 2086 code for a protein of 645 amino acids. The record is from RefSeq and is a predicted model, not a curated record. Gene Ontology annotation, cellular component: neuron projection; cytoplasm. Gene Ontology annotation, molecular function: ATP binding; calmodulin binding; calcium/calmodulin-dependent protein kinase activity. The transcript has 24 exons.